Corylus avellana is the source of this 2877-nucleotide messenger RNA. RefSeq lists its product as uncharacterized. The record is from RefSeq and is a predicted model, not a curated record. NCBI's taxonomy places the organism in Eukaryota, Viridiplantae, Streptophyta, Magnoliopsida, Fagales, Betulaceae. Gene Ontology annotation, biological process: regulation of DNA-templated transcription. Gene Ontology annotation, molecular function: DNA binding.
UCAUUCUCUGAGUUUGAUGGCCGCGUUGUGUUCGAAUCUGCCACGGGGGUUCCGGUUCAGUCCGACGGACGAGGAACUCAUCAACUACUACUUGAGGCCAAAGAUCACUGGGAAUGAUGAGAACUUUGACUUUAUUCCCGAACUUCAUUUCUUCAAAUCGGAGCCCUGGGAUUUGCCAGAUUUAUCCGGCAUACAGACAAAUGAUCUAGAGUGGUGCGUCUUCUCGCCACAGGACCGGAAGCACUCGAAUGGGAAUCGAUUGAACAGGGCAACCAGAGCUGGGUACUGGAAAGUGACUGGUAAGGAUCAAAAAAUCUGGUCCAGAGGCGGAGGGAGGGAGAUUGGAAUAAAAAAGAUACUGGUUUUCUAUAAGGGGCGCACUCCAAAUGGGAAAAAAACUGAGUGGGUCAUGCAUGAGUACCACGCAACCCUGAAGGAGCUUGAUUGCACCGAUCCCGAUGGCGAUCAGAAAAUCUUUGUUCUGUGUCGUUUAUUCAAGAGAACUAACAAUGGUGGCAAUGGUCGAAAGCGAAAGCACUCUACCGAAGCUGGACCUGCCAAGUCUAAACGAAGGGCGGCUUCAGAAUCUUCAGCAUUGGAAAUGCAAGCUGAAGAUCAUCCAACAACUAACGAAUCUCCUCAUUCUGAAAAUUCUGAUGUAAUGACAUAUGACACUAUAGCAAGUGUUGAGUGUGGUGACACCAAUUCUCCUGCAGAGAAUCCAGUGGUAGAAAUGGCACAAGUGAUAGCUGAUGAGGUUGAUCUGCAACCGGAGAGCAACCUUUCGACCCUCUUAACUUCACUCUUCGAUACAGCUGCUGUUUCAUCUCCAAACACGGCCAAAUAUUCUCCUGAUGAAGCAGAGUCUGACCUAACCCAAGCUUUAGAAUCUCCAGCAUCAGUGCAAGCUGAAGAGUAUCCAGCAAUUUAUGGAACCACAUCUGACAUUAGAGCACAUGUUGAGUGUGGUGACAACAAUUUUGAUGGUUACUCUGCAGAGAAUCAUAUGACAGAUGAGGAAGAACUAAAUAGGCUCUUUGACAUGCUGCAAGAUCCACCAGAUUGCACCCUUUCACUCCCCAAUACACCUACCUUUUCAUCUCCUUCUACAGCUAAAUCUUCUUUUGAAAAAGCAGAGUCUGAGCCAGCGCUGGCUUCAGUAUCUCCAGCAUUAGGAGAGGCAGCCGGUAAUCAUCUCACAGGAUGUUACUCUGAUGGAAUGACAUCUAACCCUGUAGCACCCACAAACAAUUCUCAAGGGGCCGAAGCAACAGCUGGUAAUCAGGUGGGAGACUCAAAUUUGUGCUGUGCCCCACCAGAGCUACCAGUAGCAGACAUAGAUUGGGACUCGCCCUUCUUCUCCCCAUCACACUCGCAGAUGCAAAUAGAGUUGGAUGCAAUUUGCAUGUCUGACCUUGUCGCUGAACAACCAAACUAUGCGGUGCCUUCGCAAUAUGGCACAAAUGAUGCAGCCACCUAUAACUCUGAAUUAUGGGGUCCGAUGCCCAAUAAUCCAGAUGAGUCCCUUGGUAACGAUCCUAGCAGUCAAAAGAAACUCGCUUUUGGCUGUGAGACCAUGAAAAACAUGGAAUCUGUAAUGGACGACGUAUCACGCAGUGCAGUGAAUGCAAAAAUGCUCAAUGCACUGAAGUUUGAUCCACCCGUUCAGCAUUCUAUGUGGUCUGACGAGAUCAAUAUAAAGGCUCAUCUGGGUUGUUAAAUCCCGGAUCCUAUGAUGAUGGAGGUACUUCUUCAAUCAGAUCUAGCUAGACUCUGAUUGAAAAUCUCAUCCGUUUGAAACAAAAAUUAUUUCUCUCAACAGCUUAUCGAUCUAAAGCAAUUAUCUCAAUUCUCUAAACCAUUUCCAAUUCCAAUUCUCACGAGUCACUACUAAACCUCAAGAGCCCAAACUUUUUCUCAGCAAACACCCAAACAAUCCCAGCAGGGAAAAAAACCCCAAGGGUAUAAACCUAUUUGAAAUCAAUCAUACUCAUUGAUUCCAAUUAGUUAUUCCUUUUCAGCCUAAGAACCCCAAACGUUCCUCCCAAUCCUUUUCAAUUACCAUCUUCUUCAAACCUCAUUCUAGAGUUAUGAACUCCUCCAUCGAGUUCAAGGUCUCAAGUAGAGUACCAAUCUUCUAGAACCCCAAACCUUUCUCGCAAUCGACUCAAUCCUAGCAAGUGAAUUACAAUCUUCCCAAGUGUACGUUUAGAAAACCAAGAAACCCAUUUUCAUGGAAAUCGAUCCAUUAUCCCACUUGUCAUUUCUACAAAAACUCUCCCUCCAAAGUCCAAAGUAUGCCAAGUGAAGCCAACAAAAGUUGAUGUUUGGCCUAUGCCCACCUUACUUUUUUCCAAGUAUGAUUAGUUAGUUUAUUAGUAUCUUAUGCGGACCGCCGUGCGACGGUGGUUGAAUAUUAACCUCGCAAGUUGGUACUUAGCUGUUACUUGAAGAUUAUCAAGCUUUUUAGACUUCCAAAUUUGAAGAUUAUGUUAAGUUGAUGGAUCUUUGGCGUAUGAUCACCUUACAUUUUAUCCAAAUGUGAUGGGUCAAUUUAUCGGCAUCUUCUAUUGACGAUUGUAUGGUGAGGGCUGAAUGCUAACCCUAAGGGUUCAAUACGUAACCCUAAGUUAGCUUCCCAAAUCCCCUACUUAAAACAUGUAUCACGAAUUUGAAGUGUGUAUGUUAAUUUGUAUUUCAAGUUUGUUUCAAUUGUCAACUAUGUAAAUAUGUAAUGAAGAACUCAAGUUUGUAUUUCAAGUUUGUUUCAAUUUUCCAGUAUGGAAAUAUGUAAUGAAGAACUCAAGUUUGUAUUUCAAGUUUGUUUCAAUUUUCCAGUGUGUAAAUAUGUAAUGAAGAACUCAAGUUUCCAAAUCA